Molecule: messenger RNA, 1968 nt
Organism: Closterium sp. Naga37s-1
Lineage: Eukaryota; Viridiplantae; Streptophyta; Zygnematophyceae; Desmidiales; Closteriaceae
Source: the annotation of a GenBank genome assembly
AUGAUGCGCUUGCCGUUGGUUGAGUCGACUCAAAGCACGGGGCCCUACCACCCUUCACUGACUUCCUCCCCUCCACCCCCUCACUUCUCUUCCCCACCAUACCCUUUUCCCUCCCCCGCCACCUCUUUCUCUCACCUCUCCAUCCUCCCUCCCCAACGUCCCCGUCCUCUCCCCACUAACCCCCUCCCCCCCCCUCUUCCCAACUCUGUUCCCCUUCCCUACCUUCACCCUCUCCAUUCCCCUCCUGUCACCUCGACUCUUACUCCAGGGGGUUGCAUGCCAUCGCUGCCCAUCGAUCCAUGGUUCAUGAAAGGGCCUGUCAUCAAGGGCUGCGGCAGGGGAUCCAAGAUCCUAGGCAUUCCCACAGCCAACCUGCCGUCCUCAUCAUUCGCAGGGCACCUGGCAGAGCACACGUCCAACCUGCCGUCCUCAUCAUUCGCAGGGCACCUGGCAGAGCACACGUGUGGGAUCUACCAUGGGUGGGCCGCCUUGCCGGGGAGGGGCGUAUUUAAGAUGGUUAUGAGCCUCGGGUGGAUGGGUGCUCGGGUGGAUGGGUGCUCGGGUGGAUGGGUGCUCGGGUGGAUGGUUGCUCGGGUGGAUGGGUGCUCGGGUGGAUGGGUGCUCGGGUGGAUGGGUGGCUCGGGUGGAUGGGUGCUCGGGUGGAUGGGUGCUCGGGUGGAUGGGUGCUCGGGUGGAUGGGUGCUCGGGUGUAUGGGUGCUCGGGUGGAUGGGUGCUCGGGUGGAUGGGUGCUCGGGUGGAUGGGUGCUCGGGGUAUGGGUGCUCGGGUGGAUGGGUGCUCGGGUGUAUGGUGCUCGGGUGGAUGGGUGCUCGGGUGUAUGGUGCUCGGGGGUGAUGGGUGCUCGGUGGAUGGGUGCUCGGGUGUAUGGGUGCUCGGGUGGAUGGGUGCUCGGGUGUAUGGGUGCUCGGGUGUAUGGGUGCUCGGGUGUAUGGGUGCUCGGGUUGGAUGGGUGGCUCGGUGUAUGGGUGCUCGGGUGUAUGGGUGCUCAGGUGGAUGGGUGCUCGGGUGUAUGGUGCUUGGUGGAUGGGUGCUCGGGUGUAUGGGUGCUCGGGUGGAUGGGUGCUCGGGUUAUGUAUGGGUGGCUCGGGUGGAUGUGUGCUCGGGUGGAUGGGUGCUCGGGUGUAUGGGUGCUCGGGUGGAUGGGUGCUCGGGUGUAUGGGUGCUCGGGUGGAUGGGUGCUCGGGUGUAUGGGUGGGUGCUCGGGUGGAUGGUGCUCGGGUGGAUGGGUGCUCGGGUGUAUGGGUUGCUCGGGUGGAUGGGUGCUCGGUGGGUUGGGUAUGGGUGCUCGGGUGUAUGGGUGCUCGGGUGUAUGGGUGCUCGGGUGGAUGGGUGCUCGGUGGAUGGGUGCUCGGGUGUAUGGGUGCUCGGGUGGAUGGGUGGCUUGCGGGUGGAUGGGUGCUCGGGUGGAUGGGUUUCCUCGGGUGGAUGGGUGCUCGGGUGGAUGGGUGCUCGGGUGGUAUGGGUGCUCGGGUGGGUGCUAGGUGCUCGGGUGGAUGGGUGCUCGGGUGGAUGGGUUUCUCUCGGGUGGAUGGUUUGCUCGGGUGGAUGGGUGCUCGGGUGUAUGGGUGCUCGGGUGUAUGGGUGCUCGGGUGGAUGGGUGCUCGGGUGUAUGUGCUCGGGUGGAAUGGGUGCCUCGGGUGGAUGGGUGCUUGGCGGGUGUAUGGGUGCUCGGGUGGAUGGUGCUCGGGUGGAUGGGUGCUCGGGUGUAUGGGUGCUCGGGUGGAUGGGGUGCUCGGGGUGUAUGGGUGCUCGGGUGGAUGGGUGCUCGGGUGGAUGGGUGCUCGGGUGGUAUGGGUGCUCGGGUGGAUGGGUGCUCGGGUGGAUGGGUGCUCGGGUGGAUGGGUGCUCGGUGUAUGGGUGCUCGGGUGGAUGGGUGCUCUGGUGUGGAUGUGGUGCUCGGGUGGAUGGGUUCUCGGGUGGAUGGGUGCUCGGGUGGAUGGGUGCUCGG